Molecule: messenger RNA, 1203 nt
Organism: Naegleria gruberi
Lineage: Eukaryota; Heterolobosea; Eutetramitea; Acrasida; Naegleriidae
Exons: 1
Coding region: 1-1203 (400 amino acids)
Source: RefSeq, a predicted model, not a curated record
AUGAACAAUUCUCAACAACAACUAUUUGAUACCACCAACAUUACUACUGCUACUCCUAAUGCACCUAAUACUCCUACUAUUACCAAUGUUCAUGAAUCAUCAAGUAAGAAGAGGAAGGCUAAAUCCAAAGCCUAUGAAAUUGUCGAUUCUACUACCAUCACUGCUACUACUCCCAAAUCAAAAAAGAGAAAGACAAAAGCUUCAAAUGAUUCAAUUCCAAACACUUCAUCAUCUUCUCCAAACGAUUCAGCAAGCCUUGGAAAUAGUUCAACUAUCACUACUACUACUGCUACUCAAUCACCUAAAAGGAGUAGAAAAUUAAAUUUAGGACUUCAAAGUAAUGAUUUUAAAACAUUAAUAGAAUUCAAUAGAUUUCUUUCAGAAUUGAAUGAACAAGAAGAUAUGAAACAAUCAAUUGAAGCAAUACUUCCAAGAUUUAAAUUUGAUUUUUUAAAGGCUUUAAUUGUUUCAUGUAGGAAAAUUACACCUAAAUAUUUAACUAAUUAUAGAUCUCAUCAAACAAAGUAUCAAACAUUACUUCAAAUUAUUUCUGUAAAAUCUGAAACUUUAAAUUUAAUUAAAUUAAUAACAAAUGAAAAUGAUAAUAACAUUUGUAAUAAUAAUAAUAAUACUAUUAAAUCAGUUGUAAAUAAUUUUGAAAUGGAUAAUUAUAAUGAUAUUGUUAACAAUACAAAACAAACUACUAAUGAUGUUCCAACAAUUAGUCAAUCAAAUGAAGGAAUAGUAUUAGAUUGGCAUUCUUAUUGUGAUAUUACAUUAGAUUUAAUUCAAUCAACAUAUCUUCCAUUUUCCACUACUACAACUAAUAAUAUCCUUAAUAAUACUAAUGAAUUUAAUACUGUUAAUAAUAAUAAUAUUGAAAUUAAUAAUACUAAUACUAAUAAUAAUAAUAAUAAUAAUACUAAUACAGUUAAUAAUAAUGUAAUUGAUGAUUCAUUUAGUUUUUCAGAUUUUCUUGAUUGUUCUUCUGAAAUUGUUCCAUCCAAUGAAAGAAACAAUGAAGAAUUAAUUAAUGAUUUAAUGAAACAAUUAAAUGAAAAGAAUCAACAAAUUGAACAAUUAAAUAGAAUGUUUCAAUUACAAGAAACUUAUAAUCAAAAUCUUUUAAAUUUAAUUCAAACAUUUAAAAAUAAUUUAUAUGAAUUUGAUCAAAUUAAUAAUAAUAAUAAUAAUUUUAUUUAA